AUGCAGGUGGAUGGAGAAGACAUUAACAAAUUCGUUACUCGACUUCGGAUGCUAGCAGAGAGCUGCAACUAUGGCCAGCUUAAGGAUUCGCUGAUUAGAGAUCAGAUUGUAGUAGGCAUUCGCUCGGAUGAUACAAGGAAAGCUCUUUUAAAGACGGUAAAUUUGACACUAGCGGGAGCAAUCGAUACCUGUCGCGCGCAGACAUUGGUGGAGGAUAGAAUGGCAGCAAUGAGAAUCAAGGAGGAGCCACGGGAUUAUGAACCACCGGCUGAAGUGAUUGCUAAAGUGAAUACUAACAUACGACGAAAGUAUGAAUCAUUCCGCGAAAGCUGCAAGUAUUGUGGACGUAUAGACCAUAAAAUUGGAGACCGAGAGAGCUGUCCGGCGAAUCUUGUUACAUGCCGGAAGUGUGGAAAGCUAAACCACUUCGCUAGGGUGUGCAAAGUACAAAGUGACGAAGAACAUCGAAGUGCUAGAGGAUCACGAGAAGCAUCAACCAAUGAGCAAAAAAGUCCAAAAAAGUGA
This is a messenger RNA of Topomyia yanbarensis, 525 nucleotides long. RefSeq lists its product as uncharacterized. Lineage: Eukaryota; Metazoa; Arthropoda; Insecta; Diptera; Culicidae. Gene Ontology annotation, molecular function: nucleic acid binding; zinc ion binding. The coding region runs from base 1 to 525 and encodes 174 amino acids. The record is from RefSeq and is a predicted model, not a curated record. The transcript has a single exon.